AUUUGCUUGUGUGUAUUUAUGCGUUCGUACACAUGUAUGUGUGUAUAUCUGUUUGUGUGCACGUAAUUUGUUUUUCUCUGUGUGCAUACGUGUUUGUUUGCCUGUUUGUACUUUAAUGUGUGAGAGUGUAUAAUUAUGCUUUUAAACAGACAUACGUUUGUGCCAAGUUGCAAGUGGUUUUGUGUGUAUGUGCAUGUUUUGUAUGUCCAUGCACUUACUGGUAUGCAUAUACUGUAUGUGAGGGGAUUUUUGUGUGCAUGAGUUUAUGUGUUUGUGCAUGAAUAUUUGUGUGUGUUCUUGUCUGUUUAUGUUUGUAUGUUUAUGUGUAUGUUUGCUUUUUUGUGUGUGUUUGCACAUUGGCAGGCACAUUUGUUUUGGAGUGUUCGUGUGUGGGACACAUUUGGUUGUGUAGUAGCCCAUUUUGACAUGUAUGUUUGCAAGUGCUUCAUGUGUGUAUGUGUCCGUAUGCUUUUCUGUUACUGCGUAUUUGUGCUUGUUUUUGGGUGUUUGUAAGUUUGUGUGUUUUCUUGGGCAUUUGUGCGUGUGUUCAUGAGUGCUCGUGUGUUUUCGUACACGUGCACACACAGUAAAUUUGUGCUGGGGUUUGUGUGUGAUUUUUUUCAUGUGCAGGUGUUCUUGUAUCUACAUACAUUUCCAUGCAAAUGUACAUGUAGGGUAAAUAUACACGUAUUCAUUGUGUGCUCAUGCUGUUGUGUAUGGUCUUUUGUGUUUGUGUGUACGGGUACGCUUGUGUCUGUAUUUGUCCCCGAGUGUGCUUGUGUAAGUAUGUUUCUGCUUGUUUGUUUCUCUGUUUGUGUGUUAGUAUGUAUGUGUGUAUCUGUAAGUGUGUCUAUAUUUGUGAGCAUUCCAAUUGUGUGUCAGAGUCUGUGUGUCAGUGCGUGUGUUGCUUGUGCUUUUGCGCACACCAGUUUUUUUUUCUUUUCUGCUUAUUUAAACCUUAGAUAGAGGUUUAACCAUUGACUGUGUAUGAGAACUGGACUAAGUGACUCCUCCCCCCUCACAUUCCAAACAGGAAGUACCUGCUGGCCCCAAGAAGACAAAAUCUAAUAGACUUCUAUUGAGAAAUAAACAGCUAUUACUCAGUCAUUCAAUUUGUCAGAAUCACCAAUCUUGCUCUGCUACCUUUUUUUUUUACAUGUUCUUACUGAUCCUAUUUUUUUUCAUGAUAUCAAGUUAUAGACUAACCAAUCAGAUGCCUUAGGUAUGUGUUUUCACGUCCAACGUGAGAUUCUCUCGAGCUUGUUUUCAAGUGGCAGGGAUGUGGACUUCCAACAAACUCAAUUCUGCUUGGGGAGAGUGGUUGCCAUAGAAAUGUUGACUCAGACCAACUCACACCAAUCGCUACUUACUUAUGACACCUGACAUGGCGAUGUCCAUAUCGCUAAAAAAUGGUGACUGAAUUGACUUAAUUUUGUCUGAGCUUGAAGCAAACCAUUUCCUACGCGUGAUCUCACACUUCCUCUUUCCAAUUGUUGUUUUUUUACAGUCAAUGGGUUUAAUUUGCAGUUCUGACAGUAACCAUUUGUUCAGGAAAAACAAGAAAUCGUGUUAUUUUAAUUUAGGAAACUUGUUAGAGAAACGUUAUCAAAGAUAAUAUACUGACAUUUUAAUGUGUUCUCUUUAAACCCAUUCAAUGUUCGACGGAAAUACCUGAGCUUUACUGUUAGAUGCCAAAUGUACUAAAGAGUAAUUUCCCUGCAUUGCUUUAGAUUUGUAUGUUUUUGUGUCAGGUUUAAUUUAAUGUCAAAAUCCUUUUUAGUGGAUCUGAACUCAGGAUGAAUGGUUUGGUCAACCACCUUGACAUUUUCUUUCUGUUUCUCCCAGAUAAUCCUGGCUGUCUGCAGAACCCUCUCGCAUAAACAACUUUCUGCUCCCUGCUGGACAGUUUACAGUCUUCUGCUGGUCCUAUAGUACUCCUUAUUGGACAUUUAAAGAUCAUACUUUUUUUCAUUUGGCACAUCUAUCUUCAUAGAGAUGAGCCAUCGCCUCUUCUUAAGUGUGCUCUGUUGGUGUGUCUUGUCAAAGUGGGAGGAAUCAGGCUGUAAGGCAUUGACGCUGAACUCGGUCAUCCUCCACCACAUCUCAGGUGGAGGAGCAGGAGUCUAUCAGAGAAGGAGGAGAAGAAGUUGGGUGUGGAACCAAUUCUUUGUGUUGGAGGAGUACACAGGGGAUGAGCCUCUGUACAUCGGAAAGCUUCACUCUGAUAUGGAUAAAGGGGAUGGCAAGGUAAAGUACUUCCUGGCUGGGGAAGGAGCCAUGUCUAUCUUCACCAUCAAUGAGGAAACUGGAGACAUCCAUGCCAUCAAGAGGCUGGACAGGGAACAACAGGCCUAUUACACCCUUCGAGCUCAGGCUCGAGACAAGAUCUCCAAUAUGUUGGUGGAGCCAGAGUCCCAGUUCAUCAUCAAAGUCCAGGACAUCAAUGAUAAUGCACCAGUAUUCCUUGAUGGACCAUACAGUGCCCAGGUUGAUGAGAGCUCACCUGUAGGUACGUCAGUGCUGACCGUAGUGGCGACAGAUGCUGACGAUCCGACCUAUGGAAACUCUGCCAGAGUUGUCUACAGCAUUCUGCAGGGGGAGCCAUAUUUCUCUGUGGAGCCAAAGACAGGUGUGAUAUUGACAGCUCUGCCAGACCUUGAUCGGGAGGCACGGGACCAGUAUCUCCUGAUCAUCCUAGCUAAAGACAUGAUUGGUCAAAUGGGAGGUCUGUCAGGAACCACAUCUGUCACUGUGAUGCUGACUGACAUCAAUGACAACCCACCUCGCUUCCCUCUCAAGAUUUACCAGUUUACUGUACCAGAAUCGGCUUUGAUCUUAUCUGUGGUUGCUAAGAUCAAAGCCGUGGAUCUCGAUCUUGGUCGGAAUGCUGAGAUGGACUACAAGAUCCUGGACGGAGAUGAACUGGGUACCUUCGGCAUCAUCACUGAUCCAGACACACAGGAGGGACUGAUCAUCUUACACACGCCUCUGGACUUUGAAAGCAGAUCCAGUUUCUCUUUACAUGUGGAAGUCUCCAACCGCAUAGUGGAGCCUCGCUUUCUUUUGGUGGGUCCAUUCAGUGACCUGACCACAGUUCAGCUGCAGGUGGAGGACGUGGACGAGCCACCAGUGUUUACCCCUUCUGUCAGUUGGAUGAUGGUCUCUGAAGCAGCUCCAGUGGGGACCAUAGUGGGAUCUGUUUCAGCAAGUGAUCCGGAUGACUCCAACAGUCCAGUCAGGUACGCUAUCGACAAACGGUCAGACAUGGAGCGUCACUUCAGUAUAGACAGCAGCUCAGGUGUCAUCAGGACAAACAAACAUCUGGACAGAGAGAGCAGAGCUCUGCACAACAUCACCAUCACCGCAACAGAAAAACAGGGUCAGUCCCUGGCAGGCUCAGCCGUGGUUCUGAUCUCUGUAACAGACGUUAACGACAAUGCUCCAAGCUUUGCCAGGAAGUACCACAUCUCAGUCUGCGAGAACGCCCAGCCAGGACAGGUUGUUGAGACGCUGAGCGCUGUGGAUCCGGAUGAACCAGAGAGGGGACAUCGCUUCCUGUUUUCUCUGACAGCAGCCCAUCAUAGUUUCACUCUGACAGACAACCACGACAACACGGCAUCUGUCCUGACUCGGCAAACUGGUCUCUUGCGACGGGAUCAGCUGAUGCAUUUCCUGCCGGUGGUGAUCUCAGACGGAGGCCACCCGUCCCUGAGUAGCACCAACACCCUGACCAUCACCAUGUGCAGCUGUGACCUCCAUGGAGGGCAGCGGCUGUGCCACUGGGGGGCGCCACAUUUUCAAAGCAUCCUAAGUGCUGCCACUGUCAUGACCUGUGUGCUCACACUGCUGGGCAUUGUCAUAGUGACCACGGUCAUCAGAUGCAGGAAGCAGCAAACCCGGAUUCUGGACCACGAGCAGGACAUCCAAGAGAACAUAGUCUACUGUGAUGAUGAAGGUGGGGGAGAGGAGGACACAGAGGCCUUUGACAUUACAGCACUGAGACACCUGAACCAAACUAAGCUGACAAGCAGGCUGCCAAACUCCGGGACAGAAAGACACAGGAUGAUCCAGGAGUUCAUCAGGGACCGACUCCAGGUAGCAGACCAGGACCUGACAGCGCCUCCCUUUGACUCCCUGCAGACUUACAACUUCGAAGGUGUCGGGUCAGCAGCCGUGUCACUGAGCUCAUUGAACUCUCAAGACUCAGGAGAAUCUGAAGGGGGCUAUUCCUUCCUGAAGGAGUGGGGGCCGAGGUUCAGGAAGCUUGCUGAACUCUAUAGUCACAACAAGAGGGGGCAGUGGCUUGAUCUGCAGGAGAGUGAUUUGUGAGGACUGGCGUAACUUUACUUGUCCUCACACCUAUGAAGCAUGUUGUGAGGCUGACACAUUCUGCCGGAAGACAUUCCUGACAAAGCUCCUUUGGACACCAACUCCUGUUUUUUAUCGUAAAAGUUGGACAAUAGUGAAAAAAACGAUAAAAUAACAAAGUGAUCUGCAAAGAUGUGAACACACUGCUGAAGCCACGCCCAUCUGAUCUCACUUCCUGUUAUUUGACAGUACAUCCCCAUUUUUAUUGUUUAAGAGUCAAGAAACUAUUAUGGAAGAGUCUGUAAAUGUGUUUUGUGAAAGAGUCAAUAGACGUCUUAUUGGAAAAAGAAAACUGCAGUGGAACCAGAAUUAUUCAAUAUGGUUCUGCUGGGUGAACCAAAUUUAGUUAGUAGCCUAGAUGUGACCGGUUCAGAGAGGCUAUUCUUUUUGUUCCACAGCAAACAGAACUUUGGACCCUGGAUGUUUUAAAAAAAAAAAGUUAGAACUCUGAAGGUCUACAUGCUACACUGCAACCACUGCAAGUUUUCCUACAGCCUCCUGUGUUUUAUUUUCAUUCCUCCUGAGGGGGCCACAAGAGAUGGUUCUACUCUACUUUUCUUGGGGGAUGCAUCACUUUGGGGGGUCUCUUCCAACCUCCUCUUCUGUUUAUCCAUCCAUGAGGGGGUCAACAGGCACUCUUUUCUUCUGUCUCCCUCAUCACCAAAAGAUCCUUCGUCCCUCAGGAGCUGAAGCCUCAGGACUUCUUCAUAGCUUGUGUUUUUUGUUCUGGUCCUCCUCCAAGUCUCCUCCUUAAAGUUUGUUUCACACUUUGUGUAGGGCAACCAGGAUGUGGCAUUUGGGACGAUCUUCUGUGAAAAUAUGUUAUUUAACCAGUUUAGUUUUCUUUUUACUUCCGGGAACAUGACACUAUGUCCAAGUUUCCAAUUAACCAACUGUUUUGUUUUUUGUUACUUAGUGACAAGGAUUUUUCAGUUCAAAGUUUUUUAAAUCCUCUAGUAUCCACCAUUUGCAACAUCCUAUUUCAUGUUGUUUUUUUUUCUUUUGGUGUAUUUUUGUUACACUUAAAUUAUUGAAUUAUGUUUCUUUUUAUGAUGCGUUUGGGUCUUUAUUUGCCACCACAUUUACCGAAAGAGCAAUCUGGCCACCUGCUGGGAGGUACUUCACUGGGGUCCACACCAAAACAUUUUCCAAGGCAGUGCAAGUUUACUUCAACACAAGGAACCAAAGACAAGCGUUCCCUCAUGUUCUGCUGCUUGUUUGAUUGACUGCAUUGUGGCUGUGCGACUGUUACAUGCAGCCAAGCAACCCUACAUUGGGUUCAAGUGGAGGGAAAGUCACCAAGGACAGUUGGGGCUCUUGGAUAAAAGUUACAGGAAAUGAAAUUCUACAGUUGAAGCAAAGUUUGGAUCUUAUUGAGAAACUACUUGUUCAUUUAGCAGAAAACCCACUGAGCUGGUCGCAGACUGAAUGCUCGAUCUACCCAACUCUACAACCUGCAGGUGGAGAUGGGAAAGUGAGAUGAGGAGGGCUGCAUUAUUGAAUCUGCUUUUUCCAAGAGAAACUUCUGAAGUCACAGAAAGAGGAAUCAUGUCAGCUCCUUCCAGUUAAAGCAUUUGUCCUUUCUUUCUUCCAACCUGCACUGAAGACGUUCAGACUCUUGGUUUAUUUUGUUUCUGUUCUGGUUUGCUUGGACCUGUGUAUGAAGGGAUUCAUAUGACUGUGACUGAAUCUAUUGUUAAUAUUUUACCUCGCAUGUUCUUUUCCUAAAGAGUUUCUAUUGAGAUCAAUGUUUAUAAAAUAGAAAGCACUUCUUAAUGAGAGUUUGGUGACUUCCUUUGCAUGAGGAUUUUAUCCAUUUACAGUAGUUCACAGUGAAAGAUAGAGCCAUCACAGUGAGACACGUGACACUAGCAGGAUUUGUUUGACUGAUGUAAAAGAUCGCCUGAGCUCUGGUGCAGAUAAACAGGCAAACCUUGGUGCCCUUGAGAGCAAGAGUCUCUGUUCACUUAAGUUGAACCAAAGUGCAGGAAAGAAUAAACAGGAGAAACUAUUUUGACCUAAAGGCAAUCGGUUAAUAACUGAACAGUGAUAAAACAUCUGCCAUAGCAACAUCCUGGUUUGGUCC
Messenger RNA from Oryzias latipes (Japanese medaka), 6454 nucleotides. NCBI's taxonomy places the organism in Eukaryota, Metazoa, Chordata, Actinopteri, Beloniformes, Adrianichthyidae. The record is from RefSeq and is a predicted model, not a curated record.